Molecule: messenger RNA, 8787 nt
Organism: Monopterus albus (swamp eel)
Lineage: Eukaryota; Metazoa; Chordata; Actinopteri; Synbranchiformes; Synbranchidae
Gene: chd8
Product: chromodomain helicase DNA binding protein 8
Exons: 39
Coding region: 223-8013 (2596 amino acids)
Biological process (GO): chromatin remodeling
Molecular function (GO): ATP binding; protein binding
Source: RefSeq, a predicted model, not a curated record
AUCCGAGGGGUAUGGUUUCUACGCUUUCUCUGGCAAAAAGUUAGUUCCUGCUCUUCCCAGGCCGUUUCCUGUAAUCGUACAGUGUUGUGAGACGGAGAAAGCCAUGUGUGUCGAAGCAAAGCUGUUUACUUAAAAGUUGAGAAGAACUGGAUGACAACUAAUUAGCUUCCAUCUCGGAGUCUUUUAAACAUUGCGCCCAUCUCCCUGUGUGGAGUGGGCGAGAUGGCAGAUCCCAUCAUGGACAUAUUUGAGGACACACCCCUGUUUAACCUGGAUGCUCUACAGGAUGACUCCUUCUCUCAGGGCUCCUCAGACCCUGUGGAGGAGGCCCUCAAGCUGGCAUUAGGCCAGGUGGAGCCACCAGUCGAGUCGGAGCCCACUCCUGAGCUCAUGGACAACACAGGCCUAAGUAUUCCUGUAGCAGCCCCCACCAUCCUGGACCCUGCCCCUAUUCAAGUCCCCACACAGCAGCCGGUUCCAGUGGUGAGCACUCAGACUGUUUCUAUAGCUGCAGCUUCCACUGUAGCCCCGGCCCUUGUUGAUACUGUACCUCAGAUCCAGGCCCAGACCACCAUACCACUUGCCAGCAAUGCCAGUGUGGCCACCAGUAGCACUGUCCUCCUGAGCUCACCUCUGACUGUUUCCAGCUCCUCGGCUACUACUACAGCAACAACACCACAGCUCACGCAGAUAACUCACCAGCUCACUCCCCAGCAGUUAGCUGCCAUCACACAGCAGGCUGGUGGUAAAAUAGUCAUUCUCAAGGGACCCCAGGGUCAAGCCCAGGUUCUGCAAACUGCAUCAGGAGCUGCAGGCCAGACCGGUGGAAAGGUCAUCCGUGUGCUGUCUGGGACUCCUCUCAAACCUGGCAUGUCCUUACUGCAGGGGGGGACAGUCUUGAAUCAGGCAACCCCAGGGCAAGCUCAAGUUAAGGUGGGUGCUGCAGGAGUGCAGAGGCUGCUGCAGUCUCCCAAUGGACCAGUAAAACAAGUACUGCUCACUUCCAUGCCCCAGCAGGUACAGCCAACACAAAGCCAGCCAGUUCAGGUGCAGAUCCCAGCCCAAGCACAGAUGGCUCAAGGCCAGACUCAAGUCCAAGCCCAGGCUGCCCAGAUCCAUGUACAGCCCCAAGGCCAAACUGCUCAGAUCCAAAUUCAGCCCCAAGGCCAAGCGACUCAGAUCCAGGUCCAGACUCAGGGCCAAGUGCAGCUCCAGCCAGCCAUGCAGACACAGGGUGGUGAAGCAAAGCGGAUCACCCUUGUCCUCCAACAACCUUCUCAGGCUGGUUCCGCUGCACCAGUGGGUCAAGCUGUCACAGCCCAGCAGCAGGUCACACAGGUCCAGCAGGUUCAGACAGCCCAAGGGGGCCAACAACAGCAGUCCCAGGUCCCAGCUAGGCUAGUGCUGGGUCAGCUCCCUGGAGGCAAACUGGUACUCCAAGGAAGCCAGCUAGCUGCCCUGACCCAGGCUCGAGCUGCAGGCCAGGCUGGUGGGCAGCCCAAAGUCCUCACAAUUCAGCUGCAGGUCCAGCAGCAGCCGAACCAACAAGGAGGUGUUAAGUAUCAGCUGGUUUCAGGAGCAGGAAAUACUAGCAGCCCACAGGUGUUACAGAUAUCUCAGGGCCAAGGAGGACAAAGAGUUGCAGUGCCACUCAAGAUGCUUCUGCAGCCACAGACAAGCUCGACAUCCUCGGCAGGUGGCACUGUCUCUGUGGUGAAGGUCAUCAACACAUCUACUACAGGCCCCUCCACUACCACCACCACUCCAUCCCAGGCCAUCCGCAUCACUAAGGCCCCUGGUGAGCCUGCUUCUGUCCGGCGAGUAGAGAUCCUGUGCAAGCAAGAGAAAGCAAACCGUAUUGUGGCUGAAGCUAUAGCCCGGGCCAAAGCACGGGGUGAGAAAAACCUGCCCAGAGUCCUGAAUCAGGAUGAGCUUCCAGCCUCUCAGACCUCUCCUGAGGUGGGAGGCACAGUGACUGUAGUGUCUGCUGCUAAGAAAAAGAGCAGUGGUGGAGGCAGCAAGAAGAAAAGUCCUGUCACUGGAGGCACAGUGCCCAAAACCACAGCAGGGGCUGACAAGAAGGGCAAAGUGAAGACCCCAGGAGGAGGAGCUGGAGUGGUCGGAGGCACAGUAGUACCAGGGGCUGGCAACAAGAGCAAAAGCAAGACUAAGACAAACACUAUCACUCUAGUGGGAGCAAAGAAAAGGAAGAGAAAUAUGUCUUCAGACCACUCAGAUGGGGAGCUGAGCCCUGCCUCACCUGCUGCACUGGAGGAUGACAUGAUUAUGAAGAGGCGCUCCAAUCGUGUGGUAAAGAGGAAGAAAUACACAGAGGACCUGGAUAUCAAGAUAACGGAUGAUGAGGAUGAGCAGGAAGAUGUAGAUGUUACUACAACUGCAGCAGCUGUGGCCUCCAUCAGUGGCGGGUCAGCAGCGCAGUUUAAACAGGAAAUGGAGCUCGAUGGUGAUGGACUGCCCAGCAUGCAGUUCUUUGUGGAAAACCCAAGUGAAGAAGAUGCUGCCAUUGUUGACAAAGUGCUGUCUAUGAGGUUAACCAAGAAAGAAGUGUCUCCAGGCCAGUACACCAAUGUUGAGGAAUUCUUUGUAAAAUACAAGAACUAUUCUUACUUGCACUGUGAGUGGGCCAGUUUGGAGCAGCUGGAGAAGGAUAAGAGGAUCCAUCAAAAGAUCAAGAGGUUCAAGACCAAACAUGCACAAAUGAGGAACAUCUUCCAGGAGGAUGAGGAGCCUUUUAACCCAGACUAUGUGGAGGUGGACAGGAUCCUGGAUGUAUCCCACAGUGUGGACAAGGACAACGGCGAGCCCGUUAUCUACUACUUGGUGAAGUGGUGCUCUCUGCCUUAUGAAGAUGCCACUUGGGAACUAAAAGAAGAUGUGGACGAGGGCAAGGUCGAAGAGUUCAGCAAAAUUCAAAACCGACAACCUUGCCUGAAGAGAACACCACGGCCUCCUGCCAGUUCAUGGAAGAAGUUGGAGGAGACCAGAGAGUACAAGAAUGGCAAUAUACUCAGAGAGUACCAGCUGGAAGGAGUCAACUGGCUGCUGUUCAACUGGUACAACAGGCAGAACUGUAUCCUGGCAGAUGAGAUGGGUCUGGGCAAGACCAUCCAGUCCAUUGUGCUGCUGUCGGAGGUGUACGCUGCUGGUAUCCAGGGCCCCUUCCUGAUCAUUGCUCCCCUCUCCACCAUCACAAACUGGGAGAGAGAGUUCUCCACAUGGACCCACAUGAACGCCAUCGUCUACCACGGCAGCCUGGCCAGCCGACAGAUGAUCCAGCAGUAUGAGAUGUACUGCAAAGAUGAGAAGGAGCAUUUGAUCCCAGGUGCAUACAAGUUUGAUGCCCUCAUCACAACCUUUGAGAUGGUGUUGUCUGACUGCCCUGAGCUGAGGGAGAUCUCCUGGCGUUGUGUGAUCAUUGAUGAAGCUCAUCGCCUCAAGAAUCGCAAUUGCAAACUGUUGGACAGUUUGAAGAUGCUGGAUCUUGAACACAAAGUGUUGUUGACCGGCACUCCUCUGCAGAACACUGUGGAGGAACUGUUCAGUCUGCUUCAUUUCUUGGAGCCUGCUCAGUUCCCCUCUGAGACCGAAUUCCUCAGAGAUUUCGGGGACCUCAAAACAGAGGAACAGGUUCAGAAGCUGCAGGCCAUCCUGAAACCAAUGAUGUUACGAAGGCUUAAGGAGGAUGUUGAGAAGAAUUUGGCACCCAAACAGGAGACCAUCAUUGAGGUUGAGUUAACAGAUGUCCAGAAGAAGUAUUACCGAGCCAUCCUGGAGAGGAACUUCAGUUUCCUCAGUUUAGGGGCAAGCAGUAACAGCAAUGUCCCCAACCUGCUCAACACUAUGAUGGAGCUGCGCAAGUGCUGCAACCACCCCUACCUCAUUAAUGGUGCAGAGGAGAAGAUCGUGGCAGAGCUGCGGGAGGUGUAUGACCCCCUGGCUCCUGACUUUCAUUUGCAGGCCCUGAUUCGCUCGGCCGGCAAGCUGGUGCUACUGGACAAGCUGCUGCCUCGCCUCAAGGCUGGUGGCCACAAAGUGCUCAUCUUCUCCCAGAUGGUGCGCUGCUUGGACAUUCUGGAGGACUACCUCAUCAACAAGAGAUACCUUUAUGAGCGAAUUGAUGGUAGAGUGCGUGGGAACUUAAGGCAGGCUGCCAUUGAUCGCUUUAGCAAGCCUGACUCAGACCGCUUUGUCUUCCUGCUGUGUACCCGUGCUGGCGGCCUUGGUAUUAACCUCACUGCUGCUGACACCUGUGUAAUAUUUGACUCUGACUGGAACCCUCAAAAUGACCUACAGGCCCAAGCACGGUGUCACCGUAUUGGCCAGUCUAAGGCGGUCAAAGUCUACCGUCUGAUCACCAGGAACUCCUAUGAGAGAGAGAUGUUGGAUAAAGCAAGUCUGAAACUUGGCCUUGACCGUGCUGUCCUGCAGAGCAUGAGUGGCAACAAAGACAGUAAUGUCAAUGGGAUCCAGCAGUUCUCCAAGAAGGAGAUUGAAGACCUGCUGAGGAAGGGAGCCUACGCUGCCAUCAUGGAUGAGAACGAUGAGGGCAGCCGGUUCUGUGAGGAGGACAUAGACCAGAUCCUUCAGCGGAGAGCCACCACCAUCACCAUAGAAAGUGAGGGCAAGGGUUCCACAUUCUCCAAAGCCAGCUUUGUGGCAUCGGAGAGCCGCAAUGACAUCGCUCUAGAUGACCCUGAAUUCUGGCAGAAGUGGGCCAAAAAAGCUGACAUAGACAUGGACUCGAUCAACAGGAAGAACACCCUUGUGAUCGACACUCCCAGAAUACGCAAGCAGACCCGUCAGUAUUCUAGUUUACGUGGUGAAGGUGGAGACCUUUCUGAUCUAGAUAGUGAUGAUGAGUACCCACCCAUUAAUUCUAGACAGUCCCGUGCCUCCCGACGCUCAGAGCGCCACAGCGGAGGGGGCUAUGGCCGCACAGAUUGUUUCCGGGUGGAGAAACACCUGCUUGUCUAUGGUUGGGUUCGUUGGAGGGACAUUCUGUCUCAUGCCAGAUGUAAGCGGCGUCUCAGUGAACGUGAUGUGGAGACAAUCUGUCGUGUCAUCCUGGUCUUUUGCUUGCUCCACUACCGUGGUGAUGAGAACAUCAAGAGUUUCAUUUGGGAGCUCAUUACACCACCGGAGAACGGGCGUGAGCCCCAAACACUACUCAACCACUCUGGACUGUCUAUCCCUGUUCCAAGAGGUAGGAAGGGUAAAAGGGUAAAGGCGCAAAGCACAUUUGAUGUUCAGAAGGUGGAGUGGAUCCGUAAGUACAACCCUGACACCCUGCUGCUGGACGACAGCUACCGCAAACACCUCAAGCAUCAGUGCAACAAGGUGUUGCUGAGAGUGCGUAUGCUCUACUACCUGAAACAGGAGGUGAUUGGUGAUCAUGCUGAAACAGUCCUGAAAGGGGCUGACAUCAGGGAUGUUGAUAUCUGGAUGCCUGAAAUGGAGCAGCAGGAGGUACCAGCAAGAUGGUGGGAUGCUGAAGCGGACCGCUCACUGCUUGCUGGUGUAUUCAAACAUGGCUAUGAGAUGUACACCACCAUGCGUGCUGAUCCCUGCCUCUGCUUCCUGGAGAGAGCUGGUCGCCCUGAUGACAAGGCCAUUGAUGCAGAGCAGCACACUGGCGAUGGCGAGCUGGGAGACGAUGCUGACUAUGAUAAGUACUCAGAGGACCCAGAGUUCAAGCCUGCGUCAAGACAUAAGGAACUUUUUGAGGAGCCUGACUCUAUGAAUGUGGAUGAUGAGGUUUCUGUUGAAGACAAGGCGGGGCCAGCAGUUACAGAAAGCUUAUCAAGCCAGAGUGCCGCAACCGACUGGCCCUCCAGUUCGUCACUUACAGCGCGGUUGCGGCGGCUCAUCACAGCUUACCAACGCAGCUACAGACAGGAGCAGCUGAAGAUUGAAGCAGAGGCAAAGGGCGACCGCAGGCGCAGGCGUUGCGAACAGGCCAGCAAGCUGAAGGAGAUUGCACGGCAGGAGCGCCAGCAGAGGUGGACACGAAGGGAGGAAUGUGACUUCUACCGUGUGGUAUCAACUUUCGGUGUGGAAACAAUGAAGAAGGAGCCUGGUGUACCUGAAGGUGGAGAACCUGAUUUUGAUUGGACUCGCUUCCGUACCUUUGCUCGUCUGGAUAAGAAAACGGACGAGAGCCUCAGCCGAUACUUCCGCUCUUUUGUUGCCAUGUGCAGGAGGGUUUGCCACCUUCGCCAAGGCUAUGGUGAAGAUCCAUCAGAGCAUUCGCAGACUGUGGCUCCCAUCACUGAGGAGCGUGCUUCUCGUACUCUUUACCGCAUUAGCCUCCUCCGUCGCCUCCGUGAGCGAGUCCUGCCACACCCCUCCCUGGAAGAGCAUCUACCGCUGGCCCCGCCCAGCUCUGAACUGCCCGCUUGGUGGAAUAUACCAGAGCAUGAUCGUCAGCUUAUGCUGGGCGCCGCUUUGCAUGGUGUCAGCCGCACAGAGCUCUCCAUUUUCUCAGACCCACAGUUCACCUUCAGUCAGGCUCGUGAAGAGUUCAUCCAGAACCAACAGGCUCCACCUCCUCCACCGCCACCUCCACCUCAAGCACCACCCAUCAUGCCCUUCAUUCAAGCAAAGUCUGAGGAGGACAUACCUGGUGUGAAAGAGGAGGGAGCUGAUAACGACGCUCGAUUUUUCGGAGGUCAAGUCAGUGCUGAACUGCAGAGUACGCCUUUGACUCACCGUGAUGGAAAAGUGCAGGGUUGGAACUUCAAGAGGAACAGGGACAGGGGAGGAAGAACAGGAGCAGGAAGGAAGGGAGAAGGAGGGUCUGAUUCAGAUUCAGAUUCUGAUUCCGGUUCAUCAUCUUCUGAACGAUCCGGCAGCAGUGAUGAAAGUGGAGAGAGUGAGGAAGAGGUGGAAAGAGCAGGCAUGAAGGUGUGUGACGUGGAUGAAGAUAAUAGUUUACUCUCGAUGACUCCAUCUCAAGAUGGCCUUCCACCCCCUGACCCUCUCAGAGUCGACUGGCCUAAGGACCGUGUGUUGAUCAACCGUCUGGACAGUUUGUGUACACUUGUGCUUACUGGUCACUGGCCUUCCGGGCGACGCUACGUGUCUGAGGCUCAGCUAAACCCAAGCUCAGAACUGGCAGGAGACAAGAUGGCCUAUACAAGAAUCAUCCGCAAACCCAGCAGCAUGCCUGGUGGUCCUGGGGCAGAGGGGGAGGAUGGAGAAUUCACUGUCAAACUCCUAAGGGAGGAAGGUUUGAAGCUGACCUUCUCUAAGCAGGCCCUGAUGCCCAAUGGGUCAGGGGGAGAGAGCAGUGGUCGCAAGAGACACAAGGACCAAGAGUUAUCUGACCCAGAUGGACUCCAUGAUCCACUGGAGCGUACUCCUCGACGCAGGGACCCUCCCACAUGGCUAAACGAAAACCCAGAUUAUGAGGUGGAGGGAGACAUGCUGGAGCUUCUUGUGAACAGGAGCAAGAGAAAGAGGAGGAGGAGGGCAGAUAAAGCCCUGACAGGCAGUGAGAAGGUCAAGGUCAUUAAUAUGAGGACCGGAAAGAAGGUUGGAGCUGCUUUUUGUCCAAUGCUGCAAGACCUGAGGGAAUAUCUGGAGGAAAAUCCUGUUGUCGCUGUUGCACCUGAGUGGUCUGAAACUGUUCGUAACUCUGGCUUCCUGCCUGAGACCUUUUUCCACCGACUGCUGACCGAGCGCUCGGACAUCCCUAAAAAGAGCAGACACCACCACCACCACCGCCGCCACACUCCAGAGCCCACCCCUGAAGACCCCAACCUGGAUGGAGUUGAAGAGGAGACUCUGGUCUCAGAUGGAGCCUACAUGAUGGACGAGGAGGACCUGGAGACCUCCCAUCACUUCAUCACUAGUCCAGACUUUGAUGUUAAAAUGGAGGGCGGCGACAGCCUGUCCCAAGGUGACUAUGACAGCUCAGAUCAGGAGGCGCUAUUGGACGAUGUCACCAUAGCACAGAAGGACUCUGACUCCUCAUCAAGCUCAGAGGAUUGACUGAACCUCACUCGCUGAACACAUCAGGCUUGGUCCCCUUCUCAACAAUGAAUCAUAUUAUUCCUCAUUAAUUUUUACCAUAUUAUGUAUCAAAUUAUGGAUGAACUUGUGUCUGUUUGUUCCUACUUUUAUUCAUUUAUUUUGUAUAGGGAUUUUGUUUCUUCAUGGAAGGAGCAGCUUUGCAACCAUUUAUCUAUUUCAUCAUUGAGAGUUGUGUUCACUCUUUCUCUUUUCAACCCUCCUCUCUAACCUGUGACAAAAUGGCAAAAAUAUGAGCUUUCUUACUUUAUCACUCGUCAUUCUCCUCUUCAUCCAAAUCUAUGAAUUCCCAGCACAUUCCCAGCCGUGACCAAAAGGGGGCCCUGCUGUACAGAUACCCUUUUCUUAUCUAAGAACCUCAAUGCUGGUCCUGUAGCGCUACAUGAAACUGGACGUGUACUGAGUAGAGCCUGGAUCCAGAUCCCACAAUCCCCUUCUCUCGUUGGGUCAUAUUGUCAGUAUCCAGACGAGUCUGUGAACUCAAAGGGGAUCCAGUUUGUGGAUGUACUGUUAUUAUUUUCACUCUGUGGGAGGGAUGGGGUUGACAGGGAACAUGGCAUAAUAGUUACUGAAGCAGUGCUAGGAGGAUGGGUGUAUUGUACAAUGUAGAGCUGGUCAGUUGUGUACCAUGGUGCAAAAAUAAUGGCAAUGAGUUAUUCUUGUUUUAUGAUCUGACUGUAUCUGUGAUAUGAAUAACAGCAAUCUACGGUGAAAGCAAGUUUGUGUGUGUUAUUC